AUGCUAAGUCACGAGGCCAACGGUGAGUCCGCAACCUACCUCCUCGCGUCCGUCUCGGAGCCAGACCCAGCGUCCACCACCCUCCCCGGCCGCAGCGCAGCGCAGCCAGGCCACGCAGGAGGCGAGCGAGGGCACGCCGACGCCAUCUGGUCGUCCAAGUGGGCUGCGACCCAGGGAGGAGGCGAGGUCGUCGUCACGGGCUCGGCCGACCACACCCUCAAGCUCUGGAACCCGCAAGCGCCCGCCGCCCCGACCCGCACCCUCCGCUCGCCCAAAGGCCUCGGCGUCGUCGCCGUCGACGUCGACAAGCACGACCAGGGCGCGUCCUUCCUCGUCAGCAGCACGCUCGACUCGGUCAUCACCCGCUGGAGCGUCGACGGCGAGCACGAGGCGCGCAAGACGUUCGGGCCAGCUGCGUCGUGGGACAUCUCGCUGCAUCCACGGGCCGAGACCAUGUCGACCGGCGGCGCCGACGGCAAGGUCCUCGUCCUGUCGUCGGCCGUCGACUCGUUCGGCGACGAGCUCGCCACGCUCGAGGCAAAAGGCUCGUUCGUCACGGCUGUCGAAUACAGCAAGGGCGGCAACCUGCUCGCGGUCGCGACCGACGCGGGCUACGUGACCCUGUUCGACGCCGAGACGGGCUCGCUCAUCUCGUCCUUCCCCGCCCACUCGGCCCCGAUCCGCUCCCUCUCGUUCACCUCGACCCUGCUCAUCACGGCGUCGGACGACCGGCGCGUCAACGUGUUUGACCUGCGCGCCCUCACGUCGUCGGCGGCGUCGGCUUCGGGCGGCAGGAGGGGCCAGGUCGCGAGCUUGGGCGGCCACGAGGGGUGGGUCGUCAACGUCGCGGCGAGGAACGAGAGGUUGCUCGCGAGUGGCUCGUCAGACGGCACCAUCAAGCUCUUUGACCUCGCAGCGCCCUCUCUCGCGCUGUCGACCCUGCGCGACCACACGGGCGACGUGUGGACCGUCGCGUGGGCGCCCGAGCGCGCGAGCGGCGCGGCGGGUGUCGAGGGCCUCGGCGGCGCGGUGGCGGGACUUGGCGGUGGGAGGAUGGUCAGUGCGGGAGAGGACGGGCGCGUCAGGUGGUGGAACGGCGGGGGCUGAGGGACGCCACUUGUCCGUCGCCUCGUCCCUCGUCUCUCUCUCUCGCUCUCUCGUACAACCUAGACCUGCAUAAUCCUCGUUCGAGCCUCGCGCUUCU
Molecule: messenger RNA, 1204 nt
Organism: Rhodotorula graminis WP1
Lineage: Eukaryota; Fungi; Basidiomycota; Microbotryomycetes; Sporidiobolales; Sporidiobolaceae
Exons: 7
Coding region: 1-1107 (368 amino acids)
Biological process (GO): negative regulation of transcription by RNA polymerase II
Cellular component (GO): transcription repressor complex; nucleus
Molecular function (GO): protein binding
Source: RefSeq, a predicted model, not a curated record